GGCCGGGCGGGGCCGGCGGCAUCGGGGCGCGGAGCGGCCCUGCCCGAGGAGGCGGUGGGGCGGCGAGCCUGCUGUUCACAUCGCGUUCUGUCAGAUGUACUUUGGCACACAAUGAAACGUAGGCAACCUCAGCCUUUAACUUUGAGCUGGAGGAGGUCGAGCUGUUUAUCUUCGGUUAAAGAAAGCAAAACUGCAUGGGAACUUUGUGCUGUAGCAGAACGUUAGUGUCCAGGCCAGACAACAAAUUAAGAUUCAAGCACCCUUUAAGGACCAAUGUACCCAAAUAGCUCAUGGAAGAAAAAAAUCAAACCAGAACAUCCUUGGUUUCCAGGCUACCGAAAUAUGGGACGAAAACUUUAGGGAGUGUCUUACAACCUGUGCCCAACGGGACGGCCGUUAACUUAGCAGGGAGUCAUGGGGGCAAAAAUUUCGGCAAGCACAAUGGCACUGGCCGCGUGUCUUCCUUCUCUUUCAACUGGAAAAAAUCUAACAGAUAUCAGCUUAACGAUCAAAAUGGGAGAGAGGCCAACUCUAAACGCAACUGCAAUGAGAAAUUAAUCGAUUCUGAGAAGUAUCCUCAAUCUCAAGGAGCAUUGGGCAACGAUGAGCUCAGGGUGGGUUUGAACAGUCCCGCUUCGGUUGCGUCAAAAGCAGCAAAGCAAACCAAUAUGUUCGUAUCUUCUACCGAGGACUUAAACCCAAAGUCUUUACCUGGACUCUCUGGUUCAGCUAAAUUCACCAAAGGUACCCUGCCAGGAAGGACCUCGUAUUCUGGACUCAAUGCUCCAAGAUCAAAUUUAAAUGGAUUUUAUGGAAACAGGCCGGUGGUAGGUUUGCAGAGACCUAGAGCUAAUUCCAGUGCCACAAGGACAAGUUCAGGAGAAAGCCUAGCACAAUCUACAGACAAUAGCAAGGCUUUUUCCUGUGAAAAAAUGGUAAGAUCACAAAGUUUUUCACAUUCCAUUCAGAAUUCUUUCCUUCCCACUGCAUCUCUAACCAGGUCACAUUCCUUUAAUAAAGCUGUGGAUCUUACAAGGCCUUAUCAUAGUCAAAAUCUGGCUGCCAGGACGUCUCAGAGGUCUACUUUGCUGUCAAGAAACGCGUGUCAGUUGGAUGUACCCAAUGGAAAUGAACCGAUGAAGUAUGGGUUUACCAGACCAUACUCUGGUGUGGCAGCUCCUUGUUCCAAGAAACCCCCACUGUCAAAUGGAUCUGGGUCAGCACCUUCCUUUGGAUACAGAUUAAGUCGUCCUUCUCUGCUCAAGCCUACCAGGCAGCACUUUGCUGGGAAUACUGCUGUGGAUGGCAGCAAAAGUACCUCUCCUGACACACAUACCGUGGAGAGCUCUGAAAUUUCAACAAAUAUUAACAGAGCAGUUGAGAAAAACAGUAUUAUAGAGAACAGCGCUCAAAGAACAGGAUCUGACGAGGGCCUGCAUGAAAGUCUGGGAAAACAUGGGUCAAAAGUCAUGUGUAUGAGCGAUGAUGGAGAUGAAAUAUCUAUAUCUUCUUUGUCGUCCUCUGAAAAGAAUGAUUUGAGCGAAGAUUUCAGUGAUGACUUCAUAGAUAUAGAAGAUGCAAACAGAACUAUACAAAUACAGCAGAAGGAGAGCUGCCUUCAGGAAUUAGAGCACGGGAGCAUCACGUCCAUUGAGCCGUUCACGUCUCUCAAGGAAAGUGGAGGAUCUCGCUGUAAUGCUGAUGAGUGGCUUGAUAUAAAUGUGUCUGCAGUGGAUGACAACAGCGAAAGCACAAAACAUACUACCGAGAAUGUCAUUUCUUCAGAGAUGAACUAUAGAGCUGGGUCCUCUUUUGAGCUUUCUCCAUCUGACAGCUCUGAUGGCACAUAUAUGUGGGAUGAAGAAGGGUUGGAACCUAUAGGAAGCGUCCAUCCGUGUGGAAGUUACGACUCUUCGGAGAUGAACAGCAUAGAUAUCUUGAAUAAUCUUGAUUCAUGUGAUCUUGAAGAUGAUGAUCUUAUGCUUGAUGUGGACCUGCCUGAGGACCCACCUCGUGACAAAGAGGAAUGUGAAAAUAUGAGCCGUUAUGAUAGACAAGACAGAAAUGCUAGACAGCAUCAGGAAGGAUUCUGGAAAAGAGCACCGCAGCAGCGAUGGAAUGCACAGGAUCACUAUCAUCUUGGUCAUACUGAUCAAUAUAUCCAUGGUAAAAAUGAUUUGAACAGGGGAUCAAACUACCGGGAAUCUCCUGUUGGUCACUUGGAAAGCUACAGAGCACCCAAUUUGUACCAGGCUCCCCGCCAGCUGGGGGGUUUACCGGAGAAUACUGUGAUGCUGGAUGAAAUGACCCUGCGGCACAUGGUCCAGGACUGCACAGCUGUCAAAACUCAGCUGUUGAAGCUCAAGAGGUUACUGCACCAGAAUGAUGACAGUGUGUUGCUCCAGGACAUCAACCUCUCAGUUCCAUCGAGUCCAGAACCACAAGAACCUGAGUCCACUUUUAAGAUGGACGAUCUGCUGAAUGAGAUCAGGCAGCUCAAAGAUGAACUGAAGAAAAAGGAUGAAACAAUCAGCCAAUUAGAGCAUCAGCUUGCCACUAGAUGUAACUGCCAGAAGGACAGUCAAAAACCUGCAGGGGCAUCGCGCGCGCACGCUGAUAAAUUCACGCAGACCUCGUGGAGGAGGAGUUCUGGUGGGUAUUCUGCUCCCUCCUUCUCUCCCUGGCAGGGCUCAUUCCAGGGCAUCCCUCGGACUGUUCCACCGCACCGCAGACAGAGAGUUGAGAAGUUAGUCCAUUACUUCUGUGAUAAAGCGUGCCUCAAGUACUACAGCCUUCCAGCAGCCUUCCCAGUUCCACAGACCUCGCCCAGGGAAAACUAGUAAAAAUGCCACAUAUCGAGGCCCACAGUGAAUAUCCUAAACAUGAUCUGCAUGAAAGUAGCAAUCAUCAGAAUCCAAAUGCUGCAAAUGUCUCUCUCCCAAAUAGCCUGAAUGAUGUAAACUCUUUGAUGAGCCUACAGUUAAACAUAAAAGAUGAAAAUGCAUCAUAUUUGGACAAUUUGAAAAACAAAACCACUGAAAAACCUGCAGAGGUGGUGAGUAAUAAAGAAGGUACAUUGCCAUCUCGUUCCCGUUUUCAGACCUCUACACGAGCUGAUGCCAGAGAGGUGCAGACUGAACUACCUGUGAAAGGUCAGCCCUCGUUCACAAACCAGGCUUCUCGGCCAAAGACUUUAAGAAUCGCAAAGCCCCCAAAUGCUUUAGUGCCUCCUACAAUGGCCGUUCUCAUACGAUCUGCAAAUCAUUCCGCUGCUUCCAAGGAACGUGAGAUUCUACCACUAAGUAGUUCAACUCAGCUACAGCCAACAUCUGGUCAGGAUAACCUAAAGGGUAAACAGAGUCAGAAAGUGUCUAAACUUCGCCCACCAACUAUGUCCUUUGUUAGAGCUAAGCAAGUGAGCGGUCAGAAAUCCACACCAGUAUCUCUGGAGCCUCAGAACACCUCUUUGAAGUCUAACAUCCCAAAGCCACUGGUACAGAGAAAGGAAAAUGUGCAAACACACCCCACCAGUUUGCAUUGUGGGGACAGCGUGCCCUCCAGCCGGCAUUCCCGCCUCCCCAAACCAAAGACGCACUGAGGACGUACCUACAUCUCCCCCAACGAUGCCACACAACAAACCACUUCCUGUGUCGCGACUGCCUUCAAGCCUGCUGGACCCACAGCCUGCAAAUCCCGAGUCCACGUGUCCACGUUCAAAACAGCAGCUUCUUUUUAGGGUUUGCACAUUCCACCCUGCGACGUUCUGAGGCUGUUGUUGUGAGCUGUGCAGUUGCUCUUGAGAGCGUUCUAUCUUCUCGUAGGUCUGUAAUAAAGAUUGUAUUGCGGUCUUAGUAAUUAAGCAAAUGCUGAAGUGCUGAAGUCUGUGGUGACCACAAAUGCCAGAAUGCUGCACUACCUAUUUCAGGAUGGCAGAAGUUAUUUCUUACCUCUGUUUCUUUGAGUUAUUAGACGAUGAAAUUGCUGUUCUGUUUAACUUCUUGGUUCUGAGUACUCGUUAGGUCAGAGUGGUGGAAAGUUAGACUUACUAGCAGAUGUUUUAUCGGCCAUAAUUCUGACUCUGUAUUCCAGAGGCCUAUGCAAAAAUCCUUGUAUUUAUCAUUAUCUCAAGACUGACAUAUUUAAUGUUAUUUAAUCUGAUGGGUUGGGUGGGUUGUGUUGUUUUUGUUUUGCUGUAAUCUGAAGUUGCUCUGUUCUUUAUUUAUCCCAUUUUCACUGUUCACUGACAUUAAGCAGAUUUCACAGGGUGAAACGAGUCUUCUCGCUUAAACAUCAUCAUUUGUUAAAAGAUUGUGGUAUGUUUUUAUUGUGUUGAAUGGACACAUUACCGGGUAGAUUCUUGAAAGGCAGUGCAAAGGAUACUUGUGCAAAACCUUCCAAUGCAGGCUCUUAUGAAUUGAUAAGUAGGGAGCCUCUGGGAAUAUGGGGUCCAUAACACCUAUGUUGAGGUUGCACAACAUGCAUUUUAAUUAAUAUUUUAAACUUUUAUUGUAUUACUUGUAUUUAUUGAGUUCUGUUUAAUAUCGAAAGGCUCUGAAGUACCUGACUUGAAAUUUUGCACAAACUUUGCCAUAUGUGUAAGAAUUUGAAACUAUUUUACAGAAUAAAACUUGUAUUAAAAAUGCAACUAUUUUUAAGAAAGGAAAAAAAAAUUAAUUAACCCCACUUAUUUGCUUUGAGCAAUCCUAUUAUGUUCUAAUCCAGAGCUGGUACUCUUAAGAGUUUUUCAGAGAUGUGUAUUUUGGUUUUGGGUUUCUGUAAUUUGUUUGUUUUUUUUUUUUUUUUUUGUAAUUUCUGAAGAAGUGCAUGAUAACUGGGAAGGAGCCUUUUGGGGAAAUAAAGCAAAAAAAAUCAACAUUUUUGUGCUCUUUAGGAGAAGUAUUUUUUCUGAAAGUAGUCUGGAAAUAUAUGCCCAUCAUGGUGCACUAUGGGACCAUGACAUGUCAUGCUAGUUAAACAUAUACAUAUCCAGUGAAGCUUUCCAGAAAUUUGAUGUUAUGUCCCAUCUACAAUUCUUCCCUUCUUUCCCAUGACUCUCUUUGAUGUUACUGGCUGGGUGGGGGGGUUUUUUUCUGUCCUUUAACCAGGGGUAUCCUGAUGGAAACCUCAGUUCGGUGAAGGAAAAAAGCACUCAUCUGAGUUUUCAGUGCAUAGUUAAUAUUCAAGAAAGUUUUUGAAUUUGUCGCACUAAUUUUUUUUUAACUGACAAUGAAGUGGAAAAAUUAAAAGGCUGGGGGGAAAAUGAGUAGGGGGGAAGUUCCAUUUCAGAACUACUUAUAUCAAUCUGAAAUAAGGGACCUGCAGGACCUUCUGGGAACUGUGACGAAGACAAUGUAAGCAAGACAUAAGGAGGGUAACGUUAAUUGUUACAGUUGGUAUAGGAUCAAAAUAACUACAGUUUGAGAGUGCAGUAACAAUUAUUCUCCUGGAAUAAUUUAUUUCCUUGAAAAGCAUUGAACUGGAUGUCCUUUAGUGUAAGUAUAUACUUCCAAUAAAAAAAAUAAAACUGACUUAUAUUCCCCAAAACUAGCUCCUGGCAGCUAACUGUGUUUCUCAGGAGUUUAAAGACUGCUGAGGGAAUGAUCAGAUUCCUGGUUUGUUUUCUGGUCCAUGUAGAUUUCUAUGGAUGGAAGGUGGUUUUUUUUAAGUUUACUUUUCUUGAAGAGAACCUGAUUUUACUGUUACAUGUAUAUGAUUUUGUGUAAAAAAUAUGAUUUUCAUUUAAUGGUAUUGACAGAGAUAUUUCAUCCUGAAUUCUUUUGCAUCUUAUUCUGGAGGUAUCGCCAGCCUGAUCUAGUGAUGUUAAAAUUUUUAUGUUUACAUUAAAAGUAUAGAUAUCUUAUCUAUCUGCACCUUUACUGAAAAUUAAGGAGAGAGACGAUCAAAGCAAAUUAAGCAAAGAAAAUUGAGAUGAUAAGGUUUUCAUAAAAAAGAUAGUUCCUAAUUUUUCUUUGCAGAAGAAAAAGGUUAUAUUUAUACAAGGGUGGGGGUGUCUAUGUUAAAGGAACAUAAGUAGAUUAUAGUGGUUUUUUAUAGUAUUUCCCCAUUUUGUUCUGACAGAUUAGUGAGAUGAUGAGCUGGAGACAGCAGGAUUUGCUCAUGGAUGAGACAGAUGCUAGCCUGACUUGUAUUUGUGUUCAGCUGCUAACCUCGCAUCCCUCUAAAGACAACUCCAUGUUUUGGCUCUUCAGACUUUCCCAGGGAAGGCUCUGUUGCAUGUAUAGUAAGUCCAGAGUAUGAGCAAAGCCUGUCAGGAGAUGGGCAGCUGGAAGAGUAGUGGUGAAGUGAAGUUUGGAGCUUCACUUGGGUUUGGGGGGUGAUGGGUGAGAGGGUGCUGAGUAGAGCUUCUCAGACGGGAUUAAGUAUUUUCAGGUAACGUAUCUACCUUAUGGAAGGUGCAGAUAUAUCAUCAGUACUGGUGCAGUUAUCCAAAAGGCAUAAAUUUAAGUGUUCGAUAUCUUCAGGGUUUUUUUUUUUUUUAGGUUUAUGAAACUGAUGUAUUGCCAUUUUUCUUUGUUUUUGAUUUCUCAUUCUUUUGUGCAAUAUUCACAAAAGUAUUAAACUACUGUUCAGUAUGUGUGUACAGAGGCAAUUACGCGUUUUAACAAGUGAAUAAACACAAAAGAAAAGAACAGAAUUGCACUUUAAAUGAGCUUUAUUGCUUGGAGUUGUGCCUAAAAUAAUCUAGAUGCCUCCUGCUGUGUGUGGCUUUUGUUUGAAACCAAUUUCCCCGGUAGUGUUGCUGUUUCCAAGGUAUUUUCACAUCACUUUCACAGAAUCGAUACGCACUCUAGCAUGUUAAAAAAUAUUCAUAUAGUGUACUGAGUUUUUGUUGUGCAAUGACUUUAAUUUAACCGUGGAAUUUUAACACUGAAGAUGCAGCCAGAUUAUUAUUACCUUCCCCUUCCCUGAAGCCAGCACUUCCUACUGCCAAUCAAAGCCCAUGGCUAAAAUUCCCUAGGACUAGCAUAGCUCUGAAAGAAUAACGGCCCCAGCCCAUGUUUUUGUUUGAGAAAAGAAGUGCAAUAUUAUCUCAGACUUUCUCCAAAUAAUCACAAAGGCCCUGAAAAUCUGAAACGACGCUGAAUUUCGAUACAGUUCAAAAAAAAGUUUGUUCCUCAACUUUACAUCUUGUAGCAGUGAGACUGCACAUAGCAAGUAGACUGCAUCAUUGCUCAGUAAACUUCAUUUCAUCCUUGGUCUAAAUGCCAAUUUGUUGUAAUGAUGCUGGAAAGCUGGGUACCAUUUGCUUGAUUUCCUUUGUCUGCAUGUCACAACCAUAUGCACAUUCUAAAGUGUCAUACUUGGGUAGGUUGCAUGUUGGGGGGGAAGUGUUUCUGGUUUUGCACAGCACAUAAUCCUCUUAAUAUGGACGUUUUCUUGCUUUACAAAUGGAAAUCAGUUCUUGAAUUGGGCUUCCGUAGCUAUUCCUUAUCUCGUUACAGAGGCUUUUUCUGAGCAGAGUGGGUUUAAUACAUGAUCCUGGUGGUAGGUCUCAGUAUAGUCAUCUUACAACGAUGCUAUCAAGGAAAAUCAGUCACUGUUGUGGUAAAGCUGCUCACUGCCUACUUAAUUGUAAAAGCACCACCGUCAAACGAAUAUAAUUCCAGUGUAACCAGAUCUUAAAUUCAAUAAUAGCUAAAACAAGAGGUACUCUUACUAUCUGCUUUGUUUUUGGUUUUUUUAACCCAGGCCAGAGUAAAUACUGUAUAUUGGAAUUUGCUUGUAAAGUUGAUUCAAAAACCUGUAUGUAAAAUUCUUUCCUCAAUGUUGCUCUAGUGAAUAAAAAUAAAAGUCAUAAUUCUAAUAAGUA
Messenger RNA from Chiroxiphia lanceolata (lance-tailed manakin), 7831 nucleotides. It is a transcript of the gene CCSER2, whose product is annotated as coiled-coil serine rich protein 2. The coding region runs from base 291 to 2840 and encodes 849 amino acids. The transcript has 13 exons. Gene Ontology annotation, cellular component: microtubule cytoskeleton. The record is from RefSeq and is a predicted model, not a curated record. NCBI's taxonomy places the organism in Eukaryota, Metazoa, Chordata, Aves, Passeriformes, Pipridae. Gene Ontology annotation, biological process: microtubule bundle formation. Gene Ontology annotation, molecular function: microtubule binding.